This is a messenger RNA of Suillus plorans, 894 nucleotides long. RefSeq lists its product as uncharacterized. The record is from RefSeq and is a predicted model, not a curated record. The transcript has 2 exons. Bases 1 to 894 code for a protein of 297 amino acids. NCBI's taxonomy places the organism in Eukaryota, Fungi, Basidiomycota, Agaricomycetes, Boletales, Suillaceae.
AUGCAAGUGGAAGAAGCUCAUCUCUAUCUUUCACCAAGUGCAGUGGGCUCCGGUAAUCAUUCAGUUGUGCAUAGUGUGGAUUGGGAGCUUCCCCGUGACCUUUUCAUCGAGCCUCGUCUGUGCAGAACUUGUGUGGAGUCGGACGCCCCUGACAGAGAAGAAGGUGAGGGUGAACAGAUUGAAGAAGAAGACAGCGAGGAAGAAAUAUUCACCGUUGAACCUCCGAGGGUCGUCCGCGUCGCAUCUUACUCUGGACCAGCUCUUCGCAUCCACACUAAUGAGAAGUGGCAAACCGCCUGGGAUCGAUGUGGACACGGCGGCAGCGGUUCGGGGACAGUUCCGCGCACUGCGACAGUCUCUGUUAUUGCGAAACUCUCAAUCGAACACGACCUCCACCUCGCUCGGGAGGCGAGCAACUAUCAAUCGUUCCCUGACCACUUCUUCGAACACUGGAACGGAUAUAAUGUCAUGCCCCCUCUGCACGAUCCUGUCCCCGUCGGGGCACUCUGCCCGCAGUUCUACGGGUAUUACACACCCGAUGAUCCAACUGAUGGCACGAACCAUCCUAACUAUUUGAGUCCGAUCUUACUCCUGGAGUGCUGUGGCGAGGAGAUAAACCCAGAUGAGUUGUGCAUAGACGACAAGCAAGAAUGCGCAUCGCUUCUCUUCCGCUUCCAUCAUGCAGGGUGGUUGCACGAGUCUUUCGCAGCGCGGAACAUUCUGUGGCAGCAGGGCAAGCCAACGGAGUGGCCAAUCCAGCGGGCGUACUCGACCAAGAGCUUCCGCCUGAUCGACUUUGGUAGAUCGAGAAAGAUGGAUAGUUCAUUGACGAGGGCGAGCGAGGAAGACACAGCUUUGCGCCUGCUCCACCUGUUGCAUCAUGCAGAUCGAUAG